UGUUUACUCUUCUUUGGUCAGUUUUCAAAAAUUGACGUUAUUGGUUGUUACAGGUUACAGUACUGUAAACUGUACGUACUUUGCUUACUCAGCGAGGGGAUGAGUUAAAUUUGAAUGUUUUACAGUCUUUAGUUUUUAACAGUAUACAUUAGCAUUAACAAAAAUGAGCUCAGGAGGAGAUUCCGAUCCAACUCUUGAGAGACUCUUUAACGGCCACAAAGGAGAAAUUACAGGGUUGUCAUUUAAUCCAGAUGCUACUCAGCUGGUGUCCUGUAGUACUGAUGCCUCUUUGAUGCUGUGGAAUUUCAAAAAAGAAGCUCGUGCUUAUAAGUAUGAGAAUCAUACGGAUAGUGUCACUGAUGUACACUUUGCUCAUUCGCAUAAAAUGUUGGCAUCAUGUUCCAAAGAUAGAACUGUUCGUUUGUGGAAACUCUCAAUUAAACCAAGAUCCAGAGGUUUCAAGGCUCACACAUCAGCUAUCCGCUCUGUUCAGUUUUCACCAGAUUCAUCAUCUUUCAUAACAGCAUCAAAUGAUAAGAAUAUCAAAAUGUGGUUAUCUGAACACUGCAAUAGGUUUCUGACAACUUAUCAUGGCCAUACAAAUUGGGUCAACUGUGCCAGAUUUUCCCAUGCUAGUAGACUCAUCGUCUCUUGUUCAGAAGAUAAAACUGUUAAACUAUGGGACAAAUUGAGUGGUUGUUGUAUCCAUACUUACCAAGAACCUGAAGGAGUUCCACAAUAUGUCCAGUUUCACCCCAAUGACAAAUGUAUUGCUGUUUGCUUAUCUGAUAAUUCAAUUAAAAUCUAUGACAUUCGUGAUCAUAAACUACGGCAAUACUAUCCAGCACAUAACAAGGCUGUCAACCAAAUAUGUUUCCACCCUAAUGGAAAAUUCCUGAUAUCAGGCUCCAAUGAUAAGAAUGUUAAGGUUUUUGAUUUGAUAGAAGGAAGAGUGAUUUACACUCUGGAAGGCCAUGAGGGUCCAGUAACAUCUGUUGUUUUCUCAUCCGAUGGUCAUUUAUUUGCAUCUGGUGGAGCGGACAGAAUGGUUCUUGUUUGGAAGAGUAAUUUUGACAAAGAGGUUCUGGCAAAUCCCCUUGACACCAGUUUUAACAUAAAACACAUCAAUGUAAGCAGUGAAAGACAAGUGCAAAGAGUAGAUGUUAGACCGGAAUUUCAAGGAAUGAGUCAACCAGAUAUAGAGGUCUCUAGUACUGGCAAUAUGAACUCAGACUCUUCAGAUGAGGGGAAAAACUCAAACAUUGAAGGAUCUGGUCCCCCUUCAACUUCAUCAAUUUCAGAAGAGAGCUUGGAGACUAGAGAUAUUGAUAACUAUGACGAUGAGUUGAAAAUGGCUAGAAAUAUUCUUUCUUCCCUUAAAGUUGAUGUACAGAACCUUCAGAGUCAAUUGGCAAAUGUGAUAGAUAAAAUUAAAGACCUGGAGAAGAGAACUGACAGAAUGGAAUCAAAUGAAAUACUUAAUAAUGAAUAAUGAAUCCACCCAGUGUUGAUAUAUUAACUUAACUGUGAUAUUUUAUUUAGGCAAUAACUCAUAGUUAUAGAGAUAUCUGAUGUGUCUGAAACAUAUAAUAAGUGCAAACAUUAUUAAAAUUUCUUGCUACAUUAUGUAGACCUAAAUAGGAAAAAUACAACUGAAUAUUCCCAUCUAAGAACUAAGGUAUAUAUUUGUUUAUUGUGUUGAAAUGUGAAGCUUUAUGUUUUAUAAAAGCUUUUACCGCCACAGAUGGAUGAAACUCAGCAUGCGAUGGCCACCAAGCUGAAUCCGACAGCUGGCACUUAGACUGAAAAGUUGUGGUGAAAUUCAUUUAUUUGUAGACAUCUGUUGAAAAAAUCAUAAAUCCGUUUAGGCAAUAAUUUUUAUUUUAUUUGUUUGUUAUAUAUUUAUAUGCAUAGUAUGAAAGGUGUAUACUGUGUUUUAACUGUACUAAUGUAAUAAAAACAAUACAUUUAUUACAAUUUUCUUUAAAUUUUCUAUUAUAAAAGUCAAAUUUGUAUUGUCAUUUUUUACCGUGGUAACUAUAUUAUUUCGUAAACAUAAUUAUUUUUUUAGAAUAGGGCCAACAUUUUUUUAAGAUGAAAUUUAUAAUUUUUGCCCAACAACAAAAAUGUGUGGCUUUGCAAAACAUAUAAUUUCUUUUACUGGCGAGUCACAGAUACACCUUUAGUUUCUUAUAAUGUUAAUGUUUAAAGUUAGAGUUAACAUUAUAAAAAGUUCAUAACAAUGAAUUAUAAUUAUUCCAACUCCAAAACAAAUUCUUUUUACAAAUCUAAAUUGCACUGACAAACUAGUUCAGGUUACACAGUUAAUAAAUAAAAAAAUGUAAAAAUCAGCAUUUAUUUAUUUUUUCUACACAAUACAACCAUUUAUAAUGGUUUUAAGUAUAUUUCAAUAUACAUUAUUUGUUGAUCGGUAAAGAAUGACCAUGUUUAAAAUAUGUAAAGCCAAUUUAAUCAGCCCAUGGUGUUUUUUUGGUCUGAAUGCCUAGCUGGGCAAUAAAAGGGUUGUUAUUAUAACGUGCUAUUGCCCAAUUUCAUACCAAUGCUGCUUGUUAUAAUAAACACAAAUGACAUGUGAUGAUGAUGAUGAUGAUGAUGAUGAUAAUAGCACUUAAAGAUGAAAUAAUUAAAUUAAAUUAUUUAAUGUCAACAUGAAUGUGUAUGUAUACAUUGUUUCAGCUUUUAUGGUUGUAGUAAUGUAUGUGUUUAUUCUUGUUUUUAACCAACUGUUUUAUUUUUUGAUAAAAAAAACAACAAGAUAAUAGUUUCAGAUUGCACCCCUUAUUCUAUCUGUCUUUUACAAUAACUUUUAUUUGCAAAAUGAUUUACUUCAUUGUAAAAUUUUGUUAACCAUUUGGUUUUAACAUUUAAAGAGCAAACCUGAUUAGUUUAUAGCUCAUAGAAUGUUGAGGGAGUAUCUAUUUAGCAAUUGUAAACAAGUAGCUACAGGGUUAUCAAAAUAACAGUUCGCUCUAAUUACUGCGCCCACAGCUUGAAUUUACCACCCGUUGAUUCCCUUUCGUUCUUUCUGAAGACUGAGCAACUCACCUGAUUUUUCCCUUGGUAAUAAGUAAUAAUUGUUUGGAAUUAACAUUGUAUGUUCGUGAAGAUUUAAUACUAUCUAUAUACAAUAGCCAUUAAUCACAUUGUCAAAUAUUUGUAUGUACUUAUUGUUGAUAGCAUUGAUUUUACCAAGUGAAAUGAACUGGAGAUUGUAUUUAUUAUAAUUGAGAAAUUUUUAGAAAGUGACUAAGAAAAGUGCAUUUAAAAUAUAAAUAAUAUCCUUAGUAUGUAUCUCUAAGCUACUUUUUUUAAAUAUAGGUACGUGUUAGCUGAGAAAAGUUAAUUGUGUUCUUUGUUCCUUUGUUGUUUCUUAUAUUAAAUUAUGAAUUUUCAUUAUUUUUACUUCCUUAAUCUCUUUAUCAGUAUUCAUUGAAUUGUUCUGUUCAUUUCAUUGAUGUAUUUUAUAUAAACUGUUAUACUUUCUUAUUUAACAAGUUUUGAAUAAAGUAUUUUCUUGUGAAAA
Homalodisca vitripennis (glassy-winged sharpshooter) is the source of this 3544-nucleotide messenger RNA. It is a transcript of the gene Poc1, whose product is annotated as POC1 centriolar protein homolog A. Gene Ontology annotation, molecular function: protein binding. The record is from RefSeq and is a predicted model, not a curated record. The transcript has 10 exons. Gene Ontology annotation, cellular component: centriole; ciliary basal body. Gene Ontology annotation, biological process: cilium assembly. Lineage: Eukaryota; Metazoa; Arthropoda; Insecta; Hemiptera; Cicadellidae. Bases 164 to 1492 code for a protein of 442 amino acids.